Molecule: messenger RNA, 843 nt
Organism: Micromonas pusilla CCMP1545
Lineage: Eukaryota; Viridiplantae; Chlorophyta; Mamiellophyceae; Mamiellales; Mamiellaceae
Exons: 1
Coding region: 1-843 (280 amino acids)
Biological process (GO): tRNA threonylcarbamoyladenosine modification
Source: RefSeq, a predicted model, not a curated record
AUGACGUCGUUCGCCGUCCGCCUCCCCGCGCCGCCGCGCCACCGCGCGACACCAUCGCGCGCCGCCGCCGCGCGCGGGCCGCUCUGCCUCCGCGCGUCCUACGCGGCGUCCACCGCGGACGCCACGGAGACGAUGGGAUACGAGCGCGUCCCGGACGAAAAAGAAGACGUCGGCGGCUGCAACCUGCGCUGCGCGUCGCAGCGCGCGACGGAGAAGGUGGCGCGGAUGCUCGCCGCGAGCGCGCGCGCGGGCGACGUCAUCUGCCUGCACGGCGACGUCGGCGCGGGGAAGAGCGUCUUCUCGCGCGCGUACGUCCGCGCGGUCGCGGAGGACGCGCGACUCGAGGUCCCGUCCCCGACGUACCUCCUGCAGCAGGUGUACGACGCGCACUGCGAGCGCGACGCGAAAAAUCCAAAGAAGCUCGCGAAGACGUCGCGGCCGCCGGUGCAUCACUUCGACCUGUACCGCGUCGACGACGACCCGGCGCGCGCGGCGAAGCGCUUGGGGCUGAAGACGUCGUUCGCGGAGGCGGCGUGCGUCGUGGAGUGGGCGGAGCGACUGAGGCAUCUGGCGCCGGCGCACCGUUUGGACGUGUACGUGUCGAUGACGUCUGGCGCGCGCAAGGCGGGGCAGGUGGAGGUCAAGGUGAGCGACGAGGAGGACGAGGAAGAGGAGGCGGGGGAGGCGGGGGAGGAUGGGGAUGGGGAGGAGGAGGAGGAGGAGGAGGAGAUCGACCCCGCGUUCGUGGACGCGCGCCCGCGGUUGAUUAAAUUGCGGCCGCGGAGCCAGGAGUGGGUCGCGAGAGUGGGGCGAGUGCACGAGAAGCUGAUGUACUCGCGAUGA